AUGUCUGAAGAGGCCAGUGUUAAACGUACUUUGGAUCUUGAAGAUGGACUAGCUAAGGCGGCCUCUGCUACAUUUAAAGAGGGGGGCGCUUCAGAUCAGCCAUCAAAGAGACAAGACACCCGCGGCAUCGCACAAUUAAAGCCCGAAUAUGUCAUACUGACCGAUCCGCAAUCAGUCGCAGGACCUGCAGUUGUGGCUUCGGCUCAAGUUGAAGAAGAAGAGCCGGUGUCAGACCGCAUGGCUGGGGGUGCUGUGGGCAAAAAUAGUAAGAAAAAGCAGCGGGGCCAGAAUAAAAAUCGUAACAAUAUCCAGGCGAAGGAAAAGCAUCAAUUGUGCUCGAAACUUUUAUUGGGACCAGGCCAUGGCACAUGUCCCUUUGGAUCCCAGUGCCGCUAUUUGCAUAACGUUAAUGAGUAUCUCGCUCUGAAGAGACCAGAAAUCUCAAGCGACUACUUUCCCAUGUGUCCGGUGUUCGAGAGCAUGGGUCGCUGUCCGAUGGGAUUCAAAUGCCGCUUUUUGUCAUCACACUUGGACACGGAGUCAAAUUCGAUCGUUGAAAAGCCCCAGGGCGAAACGCAGAAGCUUUACCAAGUAAACCACGAAGUGAAUCACAUUGCCUCCGACAAAAAACUCGAUUUGAUCAAGCGCCGGUACCCAUUCGAGAAGAGCGAAUUUAUCCUGGAAAUCAUUGAUGCCAUACAGCAAGAGAACAGAGACGUCAUGAAAGAAGUGGGCCACCCGUCCGAGAAGAGCGACAAGAACGGCAAGAAAGCCGCCGAGACAGCACCUCAGAUUGCACGGAGAGAGGAAGAACUGGCCAAUCGCAGACAACGGCAACGCGACUUGUAUCUUCAGUACAAAGACACGCGGUAUUUUGCGCAGGAGAAAAAAAGACUGGACUUGAAGGGCAAGAAGAUCGUCUCUCCGCUCACCACGGUUGGCAAUCUCCCCUACCGACGUCUCAUGCGGAGUCUCGGUGCCGAUGUUACAUACUCCGAAAUGGCACUAGGUGUGCCGUUGAUCCAAGGAACCAACUCCGAAUGGGCGCUUCCCAAAGCACACGUUUCGGAAACACCCGGCUUUGGUGUCCAAAUCGCAUGUGCUAAGGCGUGGCAGGCCGCUAAGGCCGCAGAGGCCAUUGCUGACCAUGUAGACGACGUGAGCGAGAUCAAUUUGAACUCCGGGUGUCCGAUUGACCUUUUAUACAGACAAGGCUCUGGGAGCGCGCUGCUUGACAAUCCGGCCCGCAUGAUACGCUGUCUCAACAGCAUGAACUACGUUUCGCAAGAUGUUCCUGUUAGUGUUAAGAUCCGCACAGGUACUAAGGACGGACAUCCAGUGGCGCACAGUUUGGUCAACAGAUUGGUUAAUGAAACCGAUGUCGCCGCUAUAACUCUGCAUGGCCGUUCGAGGCAGCAGAGGUACACGAGAUCAGCAGAUUGGCAGUACGUCAGCGACGUGGCGCGUUCGUUACGGGAGUCUGAGGCUGAGUUCAACGAAAAGAACAAGGAUAGUCGGGAAAAUUCACAUCGGAUCCAGUUUGUCGGCAACGGUGACGUGAACAACUUCGAGGACUGGUACAAACAUUUACACGACGAUAACAUUGAUAGCGUAAUGGUCGCGCGAGGGGCUCUAGUAAAGCCUUGGAUUUUCGAAGAAGUAGCAGCGCAGCAGCAUCUGGACAAGUCCAGCAGCGAAAGACUUGACAUUCUCAAGGACUACGCACAAUUCGCGAUGGAUCACUGGGGCACCGAUGAAUACGGAAUAUCACAGUGCCGGAGGUUUUUCUGCGAAUUCAUGUCUUUCUUCCAUCGGUAUGUGCCCAUGGGCAUCUGCGCACGAUACCCAGUCCUCUUGAACGAAAGGCCACCCAACUGGCGCGGAAGAGAUGAGCUAGAAACAAGGCUGGGUAGCACCGACGUGAAGGACUGGAUAAAGCUGAGCGAGUUAUUCUUUGGGCCAAGCGACGAGACUUUCGUCUUCACGCCAAAGCACAAGAGUAACUCGUUUGCAAAAUAA
Messenger RNA from Lachancea mirantina, 2019 nucleotides. Lineage: Eukaryota; Fungi; Ascomycota; Saccharomycetes; Saccharomycetales; Saccharomycetaceae. The record is from the annotation of a GenBank genome assembly.